GUAAAAGAAUCAGCACACAGUGUAAAAGGAUCAUUUGGAUAUUUAAAACCUCUCAUUUUAGAUUAAAUUUCAAAUGAAUUAUAAAAUUUUAUUAAAAAAAGACUCACAGAUAAUCUUCCAUUUACAGAUGAAGAUGUUUUAUAUAUAUAUUAAUAAGGAUUAGUAGUAUUAACUGAAUAUAUAGCUUUUAAAAGAUUCGUAAAAAAAACAUUUAAUAUAGACAUUGAUUUACAUGAAUUAAAAAGUUAAAUUGAUGAAUGUUAUAAAGUAUAUUUUAAAAUUUGCAAUAUAUAAACUGAUAAUAUAAGCUUAAAAUAAUAAAUUUCUUAAAAAGAUUAAAAAGAUAAUAAUAAAUUAGAUAAAACAAAAUCUAAAGAAAAUAUGAUUUUUAAAUAAAGUUCUUUAAAAGAUAAUUCUGCAAAAGAUCUUUCAUUAAAAGAAAGUUCUAUAAAAGAAAGAAAAGUUAAAGAAAGCUCAAAGAAAUUUAUAGAAAAUA
Molecule: messenger RNA, 496 nt
Organism: Ichthyophthirius multifiliis
Lineage: Eukaryota; Ciliophora; Oligohymenophorea; Hymenostomatida
Exons: 3
Biological process (GO): phosphorelay signal transduction system
Source: RefSeq, a predicted model, not a curated record